GUCUACGGUGUGAUCAGGCGGUGGCCAGGGGCUCGGGCUGUUUCACGGGGAUAUUUUCAAGAGUGUUUACAGAAUUAUUAGAUGGCGUUUGUGGUUACAAUGUAAAGGGAAGUUCCAUUCUUCGUUCAUCCGUUAUGUGAUUUUCGUUCAAAGUGGAUCCUCCGGCGUCUGACCCAGGUGUAUACCUCCCUCUGCAUCCCUGUCGACAUAGCGUCAUCGAACUGCAUCACCUCCGUGCUCCCCAUCCCCUGCCACGGUCACCCAGCAACACUUCUCUGUCCACAGUAAGGAUGUGCAUGUGAUACCCAUUGACAAGGGACGCCUCUACAGUGUGGGCUGCUGGCCAGGAGUGGGGUCGACUUUGUUCUAACGAGGCUGAAGGAGGGAAGGAAAGUGAGAAAGCAAGGUGGUUAUGGGAGGAAGAGGAACCAACUUGGGUCUCGGUUUAAAGUUUGCGAACUUGAGGUUUCCCUGACUCGAGAGGAAGACGAAGAACUUGAGGUUUGAGCUUGCUUUGAUAAGACGAAAGUACGAAUUUGGUUAGAAGGAGGAGAAUCAUAAGCUGUUCUCGUUUUCUUCGGACAUUUGCCAGCCUUUCUAGACGUGGGAGGGAAGUGAAUUUGGUUUAUCUUAUCGAGCACAAGAACCUCAUUCGAAGGUCUUAGUGGAAUCCGAAUCCGAACCUCGUAUUCAUAGAUCAGUAUACCCAAAGAAAACCUGAUCUAGGGAGAAAGAAAAGUGCCAAAAACAACUACAUGUACCUAACGUAACUACAGCGAAAGGACGCCCCCGUGGUGGUUCUUGUUCGAGAAAAAAGGAAUUGAAGUCGGCACCGCCAUGUUCACCUGGGACGCGGGAGUUCGAGCCCUCAACCACGGGACCAAAGAUGAACUGCAAAUCAUAGGCUGGCAGCCAGACUUGCGGAAGCUGCUGCUGACCGCUUUGCUGACUGUGCUGACGGGCGGGUUGCUGCUUAUCCUUAUAACGUGGCGUCCAUCUAUUAAGCUGUGGCUGACUCACAGGAGGUGCGAUGACAGCGAGGCAAAGCGAUUACUUGUUAAGGACAUGUACAACCAGCUGUGGGAGGAGGAGGUGGUCCGGGAGGAGGUGCCGACGGAGGACCAAAAGGGCACACAGUCCCGAGUGUAUUUCAUUAACAAGAAGAUCAAGUACGUGUGGGACGAGGCAACGUGUACCUUCGUCAGGCUGAGGCCUCUGGAGCACGGGACGACCUUCAACACCUUCCACAGGCAAUCAGAAGGUCUCAGCGAACCCACAGCGAAAGCCAAAAAGACCCUGUUCGGCGAGAACUUUAUGAAAAUCGAGAUUCUGUCCAUCUGGCAACUAAUCGUCCAACAGGCAUAUAACCCGUUCUACAUCUUCCAAGCAUACACUGUCAUCCUAUGGUGUAUGCAGGCCUACUACCUGUUCGCUGUUUGCAUUGCUGUCCUCUCUGUAGUCACCAUAACCAUCAUGGUUUGGGAGACGCGUCGGCAAAGUCGCGCCCUGAGGAAGACGGUCACAUCACAGUCGCAGGUGACAGUGCUGAGGGAUGGCCAAAAGAUUUCGCUCUCGUCACGUGAACUCGUACCCGGCGACGUGAUGCUCAUCGCCGACGGGCUGGGUCGCAUGGAGGUGGACGCGGUCGUGCUCCAGGGCAGUGUGGUCGUCAAUGAGGCCAUGCUGACGGGGGAGUCCGUGCCCAUUACGAAGGUUGCCAUACCCAAGGAAAGCGACACGAUGUUUUGCGAAGAGGAACACAAGCGCCAUUUUCUGUACAGCGGGACCGAGGUGCUCCAGGUGCGAGGCGGUAGGGAACUGCCGGUGCUGGUCGUUAAUACAGGGUUCUACACCGCGAGGGGAGAGCUGGUCAGGUCCAUCUUGUUCCCGAAGCCCAUCGAGCAUCACUUCUACGGCGACUUCCUGAAGCUGCUCGGGGUGUUCCUGCUGAUCGGUCUGGGCGCCAUGGUGUGGAGCUUCUUCCAGUGGUCGAAGAUCAGGGGCUCCUGGGACGUGGUGUUCCUGUCGCUGGACCUCGUGACGUUCGUGGUGCCGUCCGUGCUUCCCGCCACCAUCACCGCCAUCAACGCCUGCACGCAACAGAGGCUCAAGAGGAAAGACGUCUUCUGCCUCUCCUCCAACUACAUCUCGCUCUCGGGCUCCGUCGAUACCGUGUGUUUUGAUAAGACGGGAACCCUGACGGAGGACGACCUUGCUCUCGCCGGCGUCAUCCCUUGCACCGAGGGAGACAUGGGCUCUCCUGUCGAAGACGUGUCCCAGCUGGAGGUCGAGCAGCCGCUGACGAGGGCGCUGGCCACGUGUCACUCCCUCACCUCCAUCAACGGGAAACUGGUCGGUUAUCCAAUUGACACCAAGAUCUUCAGCGGCAUCAGAUGGAACCUGCUGGAGUCGGACCCCGCGGUGAACCAGGACUACGGCAUGGUGACGCUGGUGCGGGUGCAGCCUCCGCCGGGCGAGCGCGUGCUGCCCGAGGAACACGAGGUCGCCGUGCUCAAAACCUUCCCCUUCGAGGCCAGGGAGCAGCGCACCACGGUCAUCGUGCGCCGGAAGGGCUUCCCCGCCUGCGAGGUCUUCAUCAAGGGCGCGCCAGAGAAGGUGGCGUCGCUCUGCCGCCCCGACACAGGCGACAACCUCCUGACGGCGCUGAGCGUGGCCCGUCAGAGUGGCCUCGUGUCUGCCGGCCGCCAGAUGAUCGUCGUGAAGGCUCAGAUGGCAGCGGCGUCGGCGAAGGCAGCUCAGCACCUCAAGGUCUAUUACUUCGAUGCUGAUUACGAAGGCGGAUUACGCAAUCAGAGGAACGUCAUCUCCGUCCGCAACGACAACUACGUCCUGGCCACCGACGGGGAGAGUUUCGACCUGAUCUACCGAGGGCUGGACAAGGAUCUCUUCCAGCGCCUCGUGCACAAGGGCAGGGUCUUCGCCAGGAUGAAGCCGGAGCAGAAAAUCACGGUGGUUGAGGCUCUGCAGGAUCUCGGUCAUCAAGUCGCUAUGUGCGGGGACGGCUGCAACGACUGCGGCGCCCUCAAGGUGGCUCACACGGGCAUCUCCCUCUCGUCUGCCGAAGCCUCCGUGGCCGCGCCCUUCACCUCUCGUCGUCAGGAUAUCACAUGCGUCCCCACCCUCCUCCUGGAAGGCAGAGCCACUCUCGUCUCCAUCUUUGCCGCCUUCAAGUACAACGUCGCGUCCAUGUUCGGCGCUCUCGUCUGCGUCGUCUUCCAUUUCUCGAUCUUCACGGAGCCCUCAGACGAGCAGUACGUGACCAUGGACCUCGUGUUGGCCACAAUCCCGGUGCUGGUGAUGGGCUACACCGGCCCCACCGACCGCCUCGUUCCCCGGCCCCCGACCAGGCGGAUUCUCACCUUCCUCCCCGCGGCCUCGAUCUUUUCCUUUCUCAUCUUCCAGACUAUUAUUUAUUGGCUCCUGCUGCUCUACCUCCGCGUGCAACCAUGGUUUGUCGAGUUUGUCCCGCCCGAGCAGAUAGAGUUCGAAGCCCCGCCGAAACCCAGCUUUGAAAACACGGAACUCAUCAUCGUCAAUUACUAUACUUACGUCAUCUGCGCUUUAGUAUUCUCGCAUGGGUCGCCUUACCGCAAGCCUAUCUACACCAACUACAUCUUGACAGCGUACCUCCUGGCCUCGACGGUGCUGUGCAUCUUCAUCAACUUCUACAAGGGAGAAUGGAUGAUCACUUUGCUCAAUUUCAAGGUCAUUCCAUCCGCCAGCUUCUCCGCCAUGAUUUUCCUCGUCGUCAUCAUCUACGGCGCCGUGACUUUCAUGUGGGAGCACUGGUGGUUAUACGGAGUGAUCCAAGAACGCCUGAUGCCUUGGCUGGCGAGGACCUGCGGACCGCGAUCUCCCCACGCCAAGCUCGAGGCCGAACUCAAAGACAUCAAGAGCUGGCCGCCUUUGACAGAGCCUCCGGACAUCGACGCCGGGAGCGAAGCAGAAGGCGUUGAGGGAGACGAAACGGUGGAGUCGCAAACUCUGGAAAAGGACGAGGCCGCCCUCCUCAUCAGAAAGCUCACACGGAGGCACCGAUUCAAAGCGACCGUCAAAUACCACAACGAAGUCAAGCCAGGUCAGUCCUCCCCUAUCGAUGUGCCCGAGCAGCCCAGCUUUGCCAUGACGACCCAACCGCCGCCGUUGGACUUCAGUGAGGAGUCGAGUCCCAUUCCGGCGACCCAGGAGACUGGUAUUCCGGAAGAGAGUACCGACUACAGAGAACCCUGGGACAGUCAACACGGCGAAGGAAGUAGAUUCAUGUUCAACCACAGUGUGAGGCAUCAAAUCAUGAAGGGAACAAAAGGUGGAUUUAGCACCUUUAAAGGUAGUGUUAAGAAGCACAAUAAUAGGGGGGACAUUGAGGAUGCAGAACCUUAUGAGGUGAUUAGGCUGACUGAUUGCUCAUCAGUAGAGCAAAGUAAUGUCAAUGGAGGAGAAGAGAUCUAUGCAACAAUAUCGGAGACUUAUAAUGGAGAUUUGCAGAAAAGUGAAGAUAUUGAACAGGAUGAUGAGAGCCACUACCAGGACCCUGUGCAAGAACAAGCACCAGCUCCACACGAAAAAUUGGACAGCCUCAGGAGGAGAACGGAGAGACAGAAAAGUGAGAUGGAUGAUGUUUUUAAUUAUGUAGAUGAGCUUGAGUUUAAUGACGAUAUGCCAGAAAGGAGAGUGAAAUUUGCAGAUUCUGAAGAUGAAGAAAAUUCAAGCUUGCUAGAAAGUAUGACAGCUGCCUGGAAUCGCAUAUCCAGAGCAUCACUUGCACUUGGCAGCCACAUGGAUGAUAUGAGCACUACACACCCCAUUCCUGAAGAAGCUCCUUGGCCUGGACACCCACAAUUAUUAUAUGACGUUCCUGGACCACCAAGACCUGUUGAGAGCCACCUCUCCCAUGGAAACAAUGAACGAGGAGCUUCUGUUGAGAAUUACCAUGUUUUAACUCUUCCCCAUGAAGAAGGAGAAGGCAGAGAGAGUAAUGCUUGAAGUGUUCCAAUCUCCAAAAUGAGAUUUGAGUGCAAUUAGUGUAUAGAUUCGUGACUAUAUUUCUGUAUAUUUAAUCUUUAUACUGUUGAGAAAAUUAAUUGAUUCUUUACAUCAUGUAAUCAGAGAACGUACCAAUAUACUUGUGUUCUUUUAUGUUAUUGCACAAAAGUAUUUUGUAAAUUAAUUUCAGUAACCGUGUAUUUAUUUAAAAGUACAGACUUGUCUAUAAUAAAGAAGCCUUGUUAUGUUUGUAUAAAUAAUAAAUAUAAAUUUAAACAAAGGUAGAAAUUCAUAAAUGAGUAUAGGAAAUGUUUAAAGUUGUGGAACUUUACAACAGCAAGUCAGAUCAAUAUAUAUAUGAAUACUCAAUUUAAUUAUCAUGUUUGACCCUGCUGUACCAAGUAUUAACAAUAUUCAUACUUCCAUAUGCAUUUUAAAUCAAAGAAAUAGCUGUGUGAAUGAAAUAUAACUGAUAUUCUUAUGCAGCUACUUGCAGCUACUCUAUGAUGUGAAAUGUUUUAUAAAGCACAAUGUUCAGGCAUGGCAUAUGUAACUAUUCAUGUUCAAAACAUGUGUAGGUUUUUAAGAUUUCAAUAGUAUAUGAUUUGAGAAGCCAGUGUUCUAAAUAUGUAAUACAGUACCCAGUUGUGAUAGACAAAAAAUAUAUUAGCUUUAUGUUAAACAUUAAUGCAUUCAUUCUAUUAUGUGUAAUAUGAUGAUGCACCAAAAAAGGAUUUUAUAAUAUAAAAUACAAGUCCUCAAAAAAAAAAUUGCUUUCCAUGUAUAUUGUAUAAUUGCACAUGUUUUAUGGUGUGUUGGGAUACAUCUGGGUUUUCUGUUACCAUGUAUGUCUCAAUGUUAGGAUGUUUUCUUUGUUUUUCUAAUUCUAGGCAAUGGAUUUUGUUAGCAGAGAUAAAAGUUAUAUAAUGCUUGUAAAUAUUUUGGUGUAGAAGUUAUCUGAAAGGUGAAAAACUGAAAGCAUUUUUUGCUUGUGUCUCAAUAGUUAAUUUUCUUUGGCAUUUAAACAGAAAAAGAAAAAUGUAAUUUAAGAAGUUAGGUGAGCAUUACCAGACAAUGCACAUCAUAAUUAAUGAAGAAUAAUGUAUUCCAUUAUGAGGAUGACAUUUGAGUUAACUUGUUUCAUAUAGCAAAAUUACUCUAGAAAAUUCCAUAAAUGCAUAAUUUGUUGUAAAAAAGUUUGAUCUCUUAUGGUUAUAAUUCCUUGUUAGAAUAAUUUUUCACAUAUGCAAUAAAACAUUCUUGAUAUAGAGCACACUUUUA
Molecule: messenger RNA, 6285 nt
Organism: Penaeus indicus
Lineage: Eukaryota; Metazoa; Arthropoda; Malacostraca; Decapoda; Penaeidae
Product: probable cation-transporting ATPase 13A4
Exons: 25
Coding region: 838-5004 (1388 amino acids)
Biological process (GO): intracellular calcium ion homeostasis; polyamine transmembrane transport
Cellular component (GO): membrane
Molecular function (GO): P-type transmembrane transporter activity; ATP binding; polyamine transmembrane transporter activity
Source: RefSeq, a predicted model, not a curated record